AUGGAAUCGUCAGCGUUACAGGACGCAAAGAGUGUUUGCGUGAAAGCCGAGCCCUGUGAGGAUGUGUGUAUAACAGAGCCCACAUUCGUGGGAGUGUCUGUGAAAGUUGAACCUUUGCUGGACGAUGUGUGUGUAAAAGACGAGCCUUGGUGCGAUGAUUCGUCUAUAAAAGCCGACCUUUCCUGGUCAGAUGUGGGCGUAGAAGACGGGUCACUCAGUGCGAGCCCGGCGGCGGCGGGUCUCUACGGCGACCACGUCGUAAACAACGAGCGCGUGCUCGGCCCCGUACUAGUGGAGCGGCGCGUGCGCCACGCACCAACAGGAAAAACUCCACAGAAGAGGCCAAGCGGCAGACCCAAAACUUACCAAUGUGCCCACUGUGAAUAUACAGCAGCUAUAAAGUCAUGGCUAAUAAGCCAUUUGAGAAAACAUUCUGAUGAGAAGCCAUACAGAUGCGGCCAUUGUAGCUACGCUAGCAAAUAUAAACACCAUUUACCAAUCCAUGCAAGGAAACAUACUUAUGCCAAGAACCCAUACAAAUGUGACCUCUGUAAUUAUGCAAGCAGACAAAAAGGUCCUUUGCUAGUUCAUAUAAGGAAACACACUGGCGAAAAGCCAUACAAAUGUGAACACUGUAGUUAUGCUAGUAGCCAUAAAGAUCUUUUGCGAAUUCAUGCAAGAAAACACACUGGUCUAAAGCCGUACAAAUGUGAGCAUUGCAGUUAUGCUAGCGAACGAAAAGGAUCUUUGCUAGUACAUUUAAGGAAACACACCGGUGAAAAGCCUUAUAUGUGUGAGCAAUGUAGUUACGCUAGCAGCCAAAAAGCUCUUUUGCAAGUUCAUGUAAUGACACAUGCUAAUGUGAAACCUUACCAGUGUGACCUGUGCAGCUUUGCUAGUUAUCGCAAAGAGGGUCUGAUAAUUCAUAUAAGAAAACACACUGGUGAAAAACCUUACAAAUGCGAGCAUUGUAGUUAUGCUAGCAGCCGUAAAUAUAAUAUGCUCGUUCAUAUAAGAAAACACGCUAGUGAAAAACCUUUUAAAUGUGAUCACUGUAGUUACGCCAGUGUUCGCAAAUAUGAUUUGCAAGAACAUGUAAGGACACACACUAACAAGAGCCUUCACCGGUGUGACCAGUGUGAUUAUUCUGGUAGCACAAAAAGAAAUUUGCAAGUUCAUUUAAGAAAGCACACAGGGCAGAAGCCUUACAAAUGUGAGCACUGUAGUUUUGCUACUAUUUACAAAAAAAGUUUACAAGUCCAUAAAAGCAAACACUCCAAAUAAAAUAGUUUACCAGAGCGACCUUCCAAGUACAAAUAAUAAUUCACCAGACCUUGAACAGCCGCA
This is a messenger RNA of Cydia amplana, 1347 nucleotides long. Its product is annotated as zinc finger protein 782-like. Gene Ontology annotation, biological process: regulation of transcription by RNA polymerase II. NCBI's taxonomy places the organism in Eukaryota, Metazoa, Arthropoda, Insecta, Lepidoptera, Tortricidae. The coding region runs from base 1 to 1284 and encodes 427 amino acids. Gene Ontology annotation, molecular function: chromatin insulator sequence binding. The transcript is spliced from 2 exons. The record is from RefSeq and is a predicted model, not a curated record. Gene Ontology annotation, cellular component: chromosome.